Molecule: messenger RNA, 1683 nt
Organism: Meyerozyma guilliermondii ATCC 6260
Lineage: Eukaryota; Fungi; Ascomycota; Pichiomycetes; Serinales; Debaryomycetaceae
Gene: SRP54
Product: RNA-binding signal recognition particle subunit
Exons: 1
Coding region: 1-1683 (560 amino acids)
Biological process (GO): SRP-dependent cotranslational protein targeting to membrane, translocation; SRP-dependent cotranslational protein targeting to membrane
Cellular component (GO): cytosol; signal recognition particle, endoplasmic reticulum targeting
Molecular function (GO): GTP binding; GTPase activity; ATP hydrolysis activity
Source: RefSeq, a predicted model, not a curated record
AUGUCCACGAAAAUCUCAACUUUGAACCGCACAUCAUCCACCAUGGUUUUGGCAGAGCUAGGUUCUCGUUUGCGGGAUGCUCUUUCCGGCGUCAGUUCGGGGUCCGAAGAGGAGAUCCAAGCCAUGAUAAAAGAUAUCUGUACGGCAUUAUUGGAAAGUGACGUCAAUGUUAAAUUGGUGGCCAAAUUGCGAGACAAUAUCAAGGCAAAAGUGAAGAAAGAAGUACGCAAUGACGAAGCCGCGGCAAACAAGAGAAAGAAGCUUCAAAAGAUUGUGUUUGACGAGCUCUGUGCGCUUGUGGAUUCACAUGAAGAACCUCCCAAGCCUAAAAAAUUGAGCCAGCAGGCAAAACAGAAGAGUAUUCGAGGAAAGAAAAUAACGAAAAACAAUGCAGAAUCACACAUCAUUAUGUUUGUUGGUCUUCAGGGUGCGGGUAAGACAACCUCCUGUACCAAGUUGGCCGUCUACUAUAAGAAAAGAGGGUUUAAAGUGGGCUUGGUUUGUGCGGAUACGUUUAGAGCUGGUGCUUUUGAUCAGUUGAAGCAAAACGCUACAAAGUCGCUGAUUCCAUACUAUGGUUCGUACUUGGAGACUGAUCCCGUAAAGGUGGCCCAUGAAGGUGUGGUCAAGUUUAGAAAAGAGAAAUUUGAUAUCAUCAUCGUGGAUACCUCGGGAAGACACAAGCAAGAACAAUCCUUGUUUGACGAAAUGGUACAAAUCUCCGAAGCUGUGCAGCCCACUCAAACUAUAAUGGUGAUGGACGGUUCAAUUGGUCAAGCGGCCGAGCUGCAAGCCAGGGCUUUUAAAGAAACCUCUGAUUUCGGUUCGAUCAUUUUGACGAAAAUGGAUGGCCACGCCAAGGGAGGUGGUGCUAUUUCAGCAGUUGCAGCAACCCAAACUCCCAUUGUAUUCAUAGGAACGGGUGAACACGUUGGCGAUCUUGAGACGUUCAGGCCGUCUGCUUUCAUAUCGAAACUUCUCGGAAUCGGCGACAUCCAGUCGUUGAUUGAGCAUGUACAGCUGUUGAAUCUUCAGGACGAUGAGUCGCACAAGAAGACCAUGGAAAAUUUUAAGGAGGGCAAGUUCACAUUGCGUGAUUUCCAAACACAAAUGAACAAUUUCACCAAGAUGGGUUCACUUGCAAACAUUGCCCUGAUGAUUCCAGGUAUGUCAGGAAUAAUGUCGCAGAUUGGAGAAGAAGAAACAUCGAGUAAGAUAAAGAAUAUGAUCUUCAUUAUGGAUCUGAUGACUACAAAAGAAUUGGAUAGCGAUGGUCGUAUUUUCACGGAACAACCAGAGAGAAUUAUCCGAGUUGCUCGUGGUGCUGGCUGUUAUGCCAUUGAAGUGGAGAUGGUUUUGCAGCAGCAAAGAAUGAUGAGUGCUAUGGCUCUGAGUGCCAAAAACAGCGGUGGUGGAGCAUUGGGUGGAAUGGGAGGUAUGCAAAGAAUGAUGCAACAAGCACAACUGAACCCUGGAUUCAUGCAACAAGCAAUGCAAAUGAUGGGUGGAGGUGGUGGAAUGCCCGAUAUGUCGGCCAUGAUGAACAAUCCCGGAAUGAUGCAACAAGCUCAACAAAUGAUGAGACAGAACCCUCAGAUGAUGCAACAAGCUCAGCAAAUGAUGCAGAAUCCAGGAAUGAUGCAAAAGAUGAUGAGCCAGUUUGGAGGCAUGGGAGGCAUGUAA